Molecule: messenger RNA, 24784 nt
Organism: Podarcis lilfordi (Lilford's wall lizard)
Lineage: Eukaryota; Metazoa; Chordata; Lepidosauria; Squamata; Lacertidae
Source: the annotation of a GenBank genome assembly
CCCAGAGGCCAUUUUAUUCACUGCCUUCCCCACCUCAGGCGGCAGGAGGCGGGCGGGCUCGGCGCUCAUAGGCCGCGGGACCCUCGCUGGGCGGGGACGGGCGUUUGGCGCGCUGCUUCGCCGGCUGGAGGGACGAGCGAGCGAGAGCCGAGAGAAAAGGGGCGUCCCUCUCGCGUCGCCGCGCUCCUCUCUUGCUCCUCCUCCUCUGGCGGCGCCGCCGCCAUGUCCCGCCAAAGCUCCCUCCUCAGCUUCUUUCCCAUGUCGGAGGCCAAGCGCGACGGCGACGGCGGCUGCAGCCCCCACAGCGAUGCCGAGCCCGAGGGCGGGCGCAUGUUGUCGCCCAGAGGGUCGGGCAUCCGAGGGAGGACCAGGGCGCCCCCCACGGACUGGUAAGCCCCCGCGCUGAGGAAACGAAAAGGCGGCGGUUGGCGGGCCAAGAGCGUGGAGCGCGCAGGCGCCGCUUCCAUGAGGCGGCGGCGGCGGCGGGCCUCUCUCUCGCAUACUAGGCCCGAAGGCGGCUUCUUCUCAGGCCGGGUAGACCCUGAGGGAGAGAGAGAGAGAAAAGGAUGGCGCGCGCGAUAGCGGAGGGUGGGUUGGCGAGGCGCGCAGGUGAGGUGGAGGGACGGGCCUCAGGUGUGGCGGGGAGAGGCAGCGCGGGAAAAGGGCAGGUUCGCGGGGAGGCCCCUCUUCAGGAGGCCGCGCAGGCUCGUGGGGCAUCUCCGCGUGGCGGGAGGCGCCCCGCUCUUCCGAGCAGAAGCGGCAGGCUGCGCCAUGAUGCUGGAACGGUAGCUGGUGGCAUCUGGCAUCCUCCUUCUCGAAUUUGCCUCUCAGAUCUUUCCGAAUCGGUGGCCCGAAAGCUCCCCGAAACUGCUUAAAGCUCCCUGAUUUGCAGCUUGGUAUAAGUGGGUUGGUGGCCUUUUGUGUUCUCUCCCCCCCCCCCAUUGUGUUUCCUUCCCCUUUUCAUAUGGCAGCACAUGGUACAGCCCAGUACUUUGGCACACUUAAAGGAAUGCGGGGUUGGGAAUCUGCCAUGUGCAACGGUUUCACGGAUCGUAAAUCACUGAAUCCAGAACGGAAGGAACCGUGGAUGGCAGCUGUUGAAUAAGAUUUGGCACGGAUCCCUGAGGAUUAUCUAGUCCAGGCAUCCCCAACCUUCGGCCCUCCAGAUGUUUUGGACUACAGUUCCCAUCAUCCCUGACCAUUGGUCCUGUUAGCUAGGGAUCAUGGGAGUUGUAGGCCAAAACAUCUGGAGGGGGCCGCAGGUUGAGGAUGCCUGAUCUAGUCCAACCCUUCAAUGAAGGAACCUCAACAUGUGAUCCCCUAUGCACCCUGGAUCCUGCUUCACUUUCCAAAUGGACUAGGGAAUUUUGUUGCUGCACCAUUCGCAAGUUAAUGUGAAGGAGUGCUGAAAAAUAGCUAUACUUAAUCAUACAUUAAGUUUGGGCUAUACAAGAGGAGUUAAAAGAUUCCUGAUUGACUAGAUUUACCACUUCCUGCAGCAGGUUGUAAUUGUGAUAGAAUGUGUUUUGAAAAUGCAAGGAUAGAUAGUGUUUUGAAAAUGCAAGGAUGCAUAUCUUACCAAGUAAAAUGGAGUGAAUGUGCAUAGGAUCUAGGUGCAGGAUCAUUGUCUGAAUGGAUGGAUGAAUGAAUGAAUGCAUGCUUGCUUGAGGGCAAGUGCCCUUGGAUUCAGUGCAGUUUGUUUUUUCAGGCCCAGCUGCAUAGAUAAGCAUGCAGAACUGCAAUUUAUGUAUGUUUUGUUGUUGUUUAGUCGUGUCCGACUCGUCGUGACCCCAUGGACCAGAGCACGCCAGGCACUCCUGUCUUCCACUGCCACUUGCAGUUUGGUCAAACUCAUGUUGGUAGCAUCAAGAACACUGUCCAACCAUCUCAUCCUCUGUUGUCCUCUUCUCCUUGUGCCCUCAAUCUUUCCCAACAUCGGGGUCUUUUCCAGGGAGUCUUCUCUCCUUUUUUUUUUUUAAAAAAAAAUAAUUUUUAUUAAAGUUUUAAACAACAAAGAAAACACACACAAAAAGCAAUACAAAACUCAACAAUAAAGAAAACAAAAAACAUAACAAUUAAAAACAAACUCUCUUUUCCAUUUCCAUUUUUAGAUUACUUAUUUUCUGGACUUCCUCAUACCUCCCUCUUUUGUAUUCCAAUCCAAAUUAUUUGUCCAGCAGUUUCUUUUCCACUUUUUUAAUCCCCAUCUUUAAUUUAAUAAAAUGUUACAAUAUAUAACUUCCACUUCUUUAAACCUAAUCCUUGAUCUUAAUAUCAUAUAACGUUAAAAUUUUCCCUUUUAAUAUCAAAUUUCCAUUUCUUUAAACAUCUUUAAUCUUGAUCUUUAAUCUUAAUCUAUCAUUGACUUUAACCUGUGCAGCUGGAAACCACUUAUUUUCAGUCCAACAUCACUUUAACAUUCCUUAAUUUUGCAAUGUUUCUGAAGAUAGUCUUUGAAUUUCUUCCAGUCUUCCUCCAUCGACUCUUCUCCCUGGUCACAGAGUCUUCUCUCCUCAUGAGGUGGCCAAAGUACUGGAGCCUCAGCUUCAGGAUCUGUCCUUACAGUGAGCACACAGGGCUGAUUUCCUUCAGAAUGCAUAGGUUUGAUCUUCUUGCAGUCCAUGGGACUCUCAAGAGUCUCCUCCAGCACCAUAAUUCAAAAGCAUCAAUUCUUUGGGAUCAGCCUUCUUUAUGGUCCAGCUCUCACUUCCAUACAUCACUACUGGGAAAACCAUAGCUUUAACUACACGGACCUUUGUUGGCAAGGUGAUGUCUCUGCUUUUUAAGAUGCUGUCUAGGUUUGUCAUCGCUUUUCUCCCAAGAAGCAGGCGUCUUUUAAUUUUUGACUGCUGUAUGUUUGCUCAAAUGUAAAUUCUGUCUAAGAACAUAAGAGAAACCUACUGAGUCAGGGCAGUGGCCAAUCUAAUCCAGCAUCCUGUUCUUACAGUGCCUGAUCAGAUAUCUGUGGGAAGCCUUCAAGAUAGGCAUGGGGGGGGGGACUAUGAGCCCUUGGUCCAGGUGAUGGCAUACCCUGCAACAUUUCUCCAGUGAAAAUAGGGAUGUCCUAUUUAAUAAUAGUAACAAUAAUACCAUUAUUUAUACCCUGCCCAUCUAACUGGGUUGCCCCAGCCACUCUGGGCAGCUUCCACCAUAUAUUAAAAACAUAUUAAAAUAUUAAACAUUAAAAAACUUCGCUAUACAGAGCUGCCUUCAGAUGUCUUCUAAAGGUUGGCUUGGCUCUGGGGUCACAUAACUCCAUACCCUCCAACAUUUCUCUGAUGAAAAUAGGGCCAUCCUAAGGAAAAGCAGGACUUUCUGGGAUCAAAUCAGAAACCGGGAUGACUUCUGUAAAUCCAGGACUGUCCCUGGAAAAUAGGGACACUUGGAGGGUCUUUGAUGGGGGUAAGCUGACUUUAAAGGAAAUGAAACUAAAAAUUCCCCAAACCCUCCUCUCGGCCCUGCAUAGUAAGGGUAGGGUACCUGAGCAAAGGGUCAUGACUGCUCCUUGUCAUCUUGGCGGCAUGAUUUUCACAUUGCAAUUUGGUGUAAUGUGCAAACUGUUUCCAACAAGUUAGAAAGGGAAGGUGCUUCAAUCUCCUAGUGACACUGAUAAUCAAAACUAGCACCAUGCUAUGAAAAUCACAGGCCUAUAGUAAACUGCACCAGCAGAAAAUUUAGUAAACUGCACCAGCAAUGUAUUAUGAAAACGAUAGGCCCUAGGGCAGGAAUUAGUCUAUUUCAGGCACAUACAACUCCCUAGACACUGCGAUUUACUCCCGGUAUAAAAAAAACUGACAGUGAUCUACCCAGAGUUGUUGAGUUGUUGUUUUUUUAGUUGUUUUUUAGUGUGUGUGUUUUUUAAUGAUGGACCAGAGUUGUUGAGUGAUUGACUGGCUGGACAUGCCUGAUCUAUUUAAUAAUCCAGACCUGGUUAAAGCUUCCUGAGGGCAGAACAGGCCCUGCCUGACAUUUUUCCUGUUAACCUGUGACAAAGACUACAUUUUAUGUACCAGGCUGCUGCUUUAGUGGUUAAAGGCGCUUUAGAUUCCUAUGGAAUCAGUUGCCACAUGCGGGCAUGAGGGUUUAUACUCCCCCUCUGUAUUAGCCGACAGAGUAUUUAUUGAUGAUUUUUAACAUCUAGGAGAAUGAGGAAUUUGCUCAGUGUAAGAUAUUAGCAGUGAAGCUGCAGGUUCAGGAUAGCAUGGUGAGCUAGCAUGGUGAAGUGCUAGUGGAUCUUUCUGUAUACUUGUAUUUUUACAAGGUUUACUACUAAGGCCAGAAAAAAACUAUUAACAGUAGAUUAGUUCAUGAUGUAGCAGCAUCUAUUAAGGGCUAAAAUAGCUAAUGUGUUAAUGCUUGUCUUGUGCUAUUGUUAGGAUAUCUGAUCCUAAGGGGUCCGGAUCCAGUCACCUCGUGCCCUUGCUGUUAGCAUGAAGGAGUCAAACAUACACCAGGGUGGGUUCCACAGAGAAAAAGGUUUAUUGCAAAAUCUGUGCAGAGUUAGCCAGUGGAAUAGCUUCCAAAGACUGGCCGCCCCCUAUUGUCUUCCAAGCAUUCUUAUACUGAAGCUGCAAGCUUGCCCUCAGUUGCUCCCCAAUCAACAGGCAGAGAUACACUUUAUUACCUUUUUAGGUUAGCUAAGCCCUCCUCCCCCACCGUUGCAUAUUGUUUGCUUUGCAUUAUGUGUUUGCAUCUUUGCACAGCUGAGGUGGGAAGCUAGCUCACCACAACUGAAGCAGACAGGGAAACCACUACCGGCCUGCCGAGCUGAGCUUCUUUUGCUUCAGCUAAGUAGGAGGCCAGACAGGAAACCCACUGCCUGCCCGCAGAGCUAUCUUGCAUAGCUAAGACAAUUGUUAGCUGGAGCUAGCUAAAGCACGAUGGAGUUUUUACCUUCCCCCUCUUCUCUACUCUCCCUUCACUAUGAGACAUUCAACUUUCUAUUCUAAACGGAACUGAGCGGGCAAGGAGUUUUCUUAAUGGGAACUCUGGAAAAGGCUCACUACUGCAAAGCAGGAAAACUGAAUGUUCUGCUGGAAGAUUACUGGAGCUGUGCAUACUCUGCUGAGCACAAUAGCCGAAAUGGGUCAUAUCAACAGAUAGUGAGCCCAAAUCUUAACAGGUUAUGGGCCAACUGACUUCUACAAGUCUCACAUCAGCAACUUUUUCUUUUUUUUCCUCACUCAGCAAGUACUAUUUUUUAAUUUUUUUAAAAAAUAGAUUUUAUUGAUACAUCAGAACAAAACAGAAAAAAACAAAAACAAUAUACAGCAAUAAAAAGAAAUUAAAAAUUAGAUAACAACAAUAAAAGUUACAACCAACGAAACUUAAACAUUUACACCACAUAAAUAUAAAUAACAUAAAGUUUUGACUUCAAGUUGAACUUAUUUUUAAUGCAUCCAAGUAGACGUAGUCUCAACUAUUCUGGAGACCACGUAAAGGCUGUGGCCAGAUUGGGAUUUAGGUUUGGGGUUGCCUGGCGGUCAAAAGGCAACAUCACAAGCUUGCAAAAAAUAAAAUAAUUGAAACAGGAAGCUCCCGUCUGAGCUCUUCCCUGCUCCUUCCUUCAGUUUUUUACUUUGCCUUGCAGAAAGCAAUCGUUUCUUCCUGAGACUCUUGGUGUUCUCCUUUCAGAUUGGUUAUUUCUUUGUCUCUUCUACCUCUAGUUGAAUUUCUCUCUGUGUUUAGCCUCAUCAUUAGUUCUCCUCCUUCCCGGCUCUGGUGUUUUUCCACUCAUUUUUCAAAGUCUCUUCAGUUGUCGGCUGCCUUCCUUAUCUACAGCCUCUUUAGAGACUGCAUUGUCCUUGACUUCGCUGAUUUCAGCCAUAGUAGCCUCCAGAUUUCCCCUCCCCCUCCGACUUCUUCCUCAGUGCAGCUAAAGCCUUUCAAAACCAGUCUGCGGGGUGGGUGGGUGUUAGAGAGUUGCCCUGCAUUUUUGGUUAGUGAUUAACGAUCUGCUAUAAUUCAGAGAGCUGCAUUGUCUACACUUAAGUAGAAAGGCACAGAAGAAAUCUACACCCGCCUGCAGCUAGUUGCAGCAGCAAAACCACAGCCUGUAAAGACAAUAGAAAAUUUUACAGCAAACUCUGCUUCUAUUCAAGAUUUAGUUCCAGUCCUCUCAGGGGCAGCACUUGUCACUUUCAACUGAUAUGGUAGAUCUUCCCAGCUUUCCAGACUCUCUUGCCCGGUUGCUAUUCAGAACAUCUCAGAGCCAGAUUUUUUUUUGGGGGGUGGACCCCCAUUCUUCUGGCAUUCUUCUAACUAUGGAGGAUGGUUCAAUGGAAGGUCAGCAGGGGGCUCUGCUUUGGCUAAGUAAGGAAGUGCAGAGAGGAGGACAAUGCAAUCUCUCCCUGGUGAAGCGGACGGCAAGAUCUUCCUCAGCCGAGCUCAAGAGGAAUUUCCGCAUCCCUUUGAAACCUCUCAGAGCCAAGAUAUUCAUGCAGCUCACCCUAGCAUGAAUGAAAUGUUUUGACCUCAUUACUCAACAGCAGAAGCAGUCUCUGCUUCAGAAUACAGCAUUAAUCCUGAAUUUCGUCCAUAUACUGCACCUCCUAAAGGAAGCUCUACUAGUAGAUCUGGCUGAGGAAGUAAUUUGGCGCUCAACUACCUCUCAGUCUCCAAGUGUUCUUCAUCAACAGUAUCUGCUUCCCCUGCGUCUCCCUCCAUCUCCAGGAGGUAGUCUAGAGCACAACCUUCAUACAGAGGUUCUCACUCCUUACCCAGGCACUCUGUUUCCCCUGAAGACCUUGAUGCAGCCUUAAGUGCUAGCGAUCAGAGCCUCUGCCACGGCCCAAUCAUUUGCAAAAGUGUCCCUUGCAUGGGCAAUCCUCCUCAAGACCUGAACAGGUCUUACAUGUCCUUGUCAAAGAUUUCCAGCGCACCGGGAGGCUGAUGUGCUGUCUUGCAAUAACUUGGCCUCUGAACCUUUUCUAGGGGGUGAGCUCUUUGGCGAAGAGGCUUUAAAGGGCAUCCUGGUUGGGUCUAUUGACAAGAAAAAAGAGAUGACAAAUCUUUCGCCACACUUUUCGAGGCUCAAGGUCCUUCAGAGGCAGGGAUUUUCGGUCCUCCCAGCCUCCUGGAACAGGCAGUGCGAUGGGUUGAAAGAAAAUCAACAGUCCUAUUCCUGCAACACUCAACAGAACAAACCCCAUCUCUCUUGGCGUUUUUGCUAUUCCAGUGGAAGGACAGCUGCCGCGAUACACCCAUAGUUGGCAGCAGACCACAUCUGACAGAUGGGUGCUGGACACUGUCCGCAAAUACUUACCGCUGCCAGUCUCAUCAGACCCCUCCAAGAAAAACGUCUGUUAUACUUACCAUUUUUCCAAUAGUUACUCCAUUAUAUUUUUUCUAUCAGAGAGUCUCCUUGAAUUUUUAAGGGCAGCCUUUCCCAUUGAAAGCCAUCUCCCAUGCAAUACUUGUAUUGAAUCUUGCUUUUUGGCUUGUUAUUUAAAAACUGAAGAAGGAGCAGGGAGGAGCUAAGAUGGCAGCUUCUUGUUUCAAUUCUUUAUUUUUAUUUUUCAAACUUGCAAUGUUGCUUAUUAACCACCAGGUGGCACCAAACCUAAAUCCCAAUCUGGCAGCAGCUUUUAUGGGAUCUAGAAAUACCUUCCAUAGUAGGUAUGACAGACUUUUCUCUUACAUUUCCUUAGACCACCUGAAUGGAACCUGUAGCUCACAGAUAGCCUGGAUGUUCUCAAACAUAUAAAGGGCUCUUUACAACUGAAUUAUUUCAUCUUUUCAGAUAAUGUCCCUGUAGAAAAGCACAUACAAGUAUUAGUUUUAGUAUUAGCAUUAUUUAUUACCGUAUUUUUUGCCCCAAAGGACGCACCUAGUUUUUUUGGGGGGGGGGAAUAAAGAAAAAAAAAAUAUUUCCCCUCCAGGCGCGGGGGAAGCCCGAGCUUCCCCCGACCACAGCCCUGAGAACAGCCUGCUAUCUGCAAGCCUAGGGAGCCCGGCGGGAAGUUCCGCCAGUCUCCCCAGGCUUGCGGAGAGCUGCGCGAAGCCCGGGCGCGCUCUUCAGUGCGCCCCAGGCUUCAGAAUGCAGGCAGCUCUGCGCAACCCUCGGGAGACCGGCGCGAAGUCAGAGCUUCCUUAAGUCUGGAGAGCGAGAGGGGUCGGUGGGCACCGACCCUCUCGCUCUCCAGGCUUCAGCGAAAGCCUGCAUUCGCCCCAGAGGACGCACACACAUUUCCCCUUCAUUUUUGGAGGGGGAAAAGUGCAUCCUAUAGGGGGAAAAAUAUGGUAAAUUUGUAUACCACCUUUCAUCCAAAGAUCUCAGGGUGGUUCGUAACUGAAAAAUACAAAAUGAGAAUACAAAAUACAUACAACCCCCCCCAAUAAUUCCCUCCCCCUACCACAUUUAAAAAGCUGAAGAAUGUUAAAUCAGCCUGAAGAGACGUUUUUGCCUCGCACAUAAAGAUUUGUAAUGAAGGUGCCAGGCAGGCCUCCCUCAGCAGGAGCCAUGGGGUGGCAGCGAGAGAAGCGAGGCUUUGCUUCCCCACCCAAUCAUGUAGAGGGGGUCCACCUUCUUCAGGCCAGCUUGGGAUACAGCUUGCCGCCACAGUGUUGCCAGAAAUGGGAGAGGCAGGAGGGAGAACAGGAGGAGGAAAACAUGGCAGCAGCUGGAGUGCUCCUGCUGCCGCCUUGUGGGGCGAGAUGGUUGUGGAGUUGUGCUAACACUGGGGUGCAGAACCCGCAGGAGCUGUUUAAGAAACAGAACGAGUAGCUCUGCAUUUGUCGUACAGUGGAACCUCUGUUUUUGAACAUAAUCCAUUUCAGAAGACAGUUCGACUUCCAAAACGUUCUAAAACUGAAAGCGGAAGCUUCAAUUCAAUAGGGAAACUCAAAACGGAAACUGCUUUGGGCAUUCAGGUUCCGCAAAACGUUUGAAAACCAGAGCAUUUACUUAUGGGUUUUCGUCAUUCAGGAGCCGAAAUGUUAGAAAAUGGCGCCAUUCAAGAACCGAGGUUUUACUGUAAUGGUGGGGCUCCUUGGCAGCAUCCACAGCAGCAGAGGGUUGGGCAUUUGCACACCACUGGCUAUGCCUCUUGCAGUGGCCAUUGGUACUCCAUUGUUGCCUUUGCUGCUUUCUCCCGCCGCUGCCAGGAACAGCCCUCUGCUGCUGGGGCUUGAGAGUUGCUGCCUCGACCCCAACAAAGCUGGGUCCAAGCGACCUCCACUGAGAAAAAAGAGGAAAGAAGCGGCGAAUGUUUCGGCGGCAGGGGGAGUGGCGGAGAACUCCAGCUUUCAGAAGGAAGUGAAGCUGCUGAAGCCCAAUGAGCUGGAGUGGCUGGUCGGCUGCUGGGAAUCGCCUUUAAAGGGUUGGGAGGGAGCCAUGAGCUGUCUUUGGAGAGUAUGAUAGUGGCUAAGGAAGAAAUAUAGCAGAAGGCUAUAUUUCAGUGCAUCUGCAAGAAGUGUUUGGUCGGAUAGGAAACAAGAGUAGACGUAGAGUAGAUCCAUUUAAGUUAUGGUGAUGUUCACAAUGGGUCUAGUGUGAGUAGGACCCAACAUUGGAUUCAACCCAUUGUGUGCUGUUGUACAGAAUAUUGUCAAAGAAUGUGAGAGCUGUGCUUUUUCUGUUAGUUUUUGGAUUACUUUGGAGGAGGACAGGCGCUUCAUUUGCAGAUUGAACAUUGCAAUAUCUAUAUGCCAAUUGCCAUUUACAUAUGUUUCUGGGCACUUCAACUGCCCACUGACUAACCUGUUGCUAUUUAGAACUCUUGGCGAGCUCAAUAUUUUUUUGUUGUCACUGUUUGAGAGCCAUACUAUUCGCUCUGGAAUCCUCCCCUCAGCGAUCUGAAACCGAAGUGUGUGUACUGCAGUUGCUUAUUGAAGGGAGGAAAUGAACUCUGCACACAUUCCAGGACACUUCGUUGUUAAAUCACUAUCAAAUUAAACGGUUAAUUUUGUGCGAAGAAGGAGGAUUUCCUUGCAGAGGCCUCUGUGUAAGUAGUGGUCUCAGUGAGAAGAGGAUUGGGAUGAGCUCAAUCGCUGGAAACAUUAUCUCAUAUGCUGCAUAUGCUUCAAUAUAAGAUAAAUGGGCCUGCUAACUGGGAACUUGCUUCAUCUCGUUCCAACUAUGAGAAAACCAAGAAUGCACCAUAGGCCCAGUUACUAGGGCAUUCUAGGUUAGGAGCCUCCUGAUUGGCUCUGGAUGUGGAAGAAAAUUGAGCCUUUGCACUGAUUUAGGUUCAAGACUCUGUUUAUUAAGGCAAAGCUAUUGUGUUGGGGAAAACUCCCUCAUCCUCUUCCUUCCAAUCAGUAGGGCUUCUGCUUACAUCCAGAGCCAACAAGCUUUACAGGGGGGGAAACACGGGCAAAACUUCAGACAUACAAUAUCAUACAUCAUUCUUUUACCAUCCAUCCCAUCUUCAUACCUUUUCUUUCUUUCUUUCUUUCUUUCUUUCUUUCUUUCUUUCUUUCUUUCUUUCUACUCUUAAGGGAGAUGUGGCCUUUUUGUUUCACCUGCAAGAUCAUACCAGCUGUGCUGCGAACUGGAUCCUGUAAUACCUAUCCUAACAGUGUUAGGAUUUGUAGCUUUGUUAUUCUUUAUCCUCUUUUAUAAUUCCAAGCUAUGUUUCUUUUCUUUCUUUUUUUAAUAUAUUUUAUUAAGAAUUUCAACAUAACAAUUUAUCAAAAAUACGUCAUCUUCAUUUUUUUCUCUCCCCAUUUUUUUGCUCCCCCCAAACCCCCCUCCCCCCACCCACCCCCAGACUUCCCUCAGCUCCUUUAUCUAGUUUUUCAGCACAUAUUAUUCUCUGCAUGUUAUAAAAUUGUAAAGAUCCUUAAGUUGUCUAUAUUUAUAUUACCAAUAAAAAGUUUGUGUAUGUUUAUUCAAAACCUGAGAAGGAGUCAAGUUCGCCAAUCUGUUUCUUAAUUGUCCCAGGUUUGGGGAACAGGCCUUGACAGCGAAAAACACAAUUGUCAGAUUGUCAGUAAAAGAUCUGUUAUAAAGGCUAUCUCUCUUUUUUUGGUCUUGCAGUGACUGUGAAUUUUCGCCCGGUGAUCUGGUUUGGGCCAAACUCGAAGGCUACCCUUGGUGGCCAUGCCUUGUGUACAAGCAUCCAACAGAAGGAUCACUUUUCAGAGGCAGAGGAAGAUCCUCUCGCAUCCAUGUACAGUUCUUUGACGACGACCCAUCAAGGGGUUGGGUUAGCAUUAGAUAUAUACGACCAUAUACAGGUAAGAGUUGAUAACUGAAUGUAAUAGGUGAUAACAGAAUAUACUAUAUAUAAGUAAAUGGGGGGGUGAAAUUAAAUGCAGGUCACAUAGAUAUUACAAGCAGUGCUGCAUCCCUCUGUAAAUUGACCACAUACUGAGAGGCUUGGAAGCACUGUUCAGCUAAGCUGCCCUUUCACCUUCAUUUGAGUAGGAUGCAGCUCUUCAAUUUGACUUGACUUGGCAGUACAAGGGAUUAAGGCUGUACUAUUUCACGUAGCACGCCCCUGUCCUGUUACUGUAGGCAACUUGCAGCCCUAUGCCACUCUUGGCAAAAGCCCCACCCGUAUUGAGUGAGCAGCACUCGUUGCAGAGGGAACUAUAGAGUGCCAAAGAUGGUUCUGUAUUCAGCACCAACAUUUGAUAUGCUAUUUUGCAUGAAAAUAAUCAUUCUGACUGUGCGAGUUACACCAAACUUUCCCCUUCCUGCUGCCCCCUGUAUUCUAACAGCAGAUUAGUAGUAGUUUAUGUGGAAUGAUUUAAAAAGUCAUGCAAUUUAAUAUACAUAGUAAUUAGAGUAGUGGCAGGUCUAAAUAAUAGUUCUGAAGAGAUAUGGGAAUACAGUGGUGCCCCGCAAGACGAAUGCCUCGCAAGACGAAAAACUCGCUAGACGAAAGGGUUUUGCGUUUUUUGAGUCGUUCCGCAAGACGAAUUUUCCUAUGGGCUUGCUUCGCAAGACUUGCGAGUUCUUGCGAGUCUUGCGAGUUCUUGCGAGUUUGUUUCCUUUUUCUUAAAGCCGCUAAGCCGUUAAUAGCCACUAAGCCAUUAAUAGCCGUGCUUCGCAAGACGAAAAAACCGCAAGACGAAGAGACUCGCGGAACGGAUUAAUUUCGUCUUGCGAGGCACCACUGUAAAUGCAGAAUCUUUAAUUUGGGAUUGUUACUGUAAGGUUUCUGCAUGUUAGAUAAUAAAAAACUAGGAGAGACCAGGAGCAUGUUUUAGCCAAAAUCUGUUCUCUGACUGAUUCAUUUUUAUGUUACAGGUUCUUCUGGUAGAGAUACCAGUAGGGGAGGCAUAUUCUACAGUUCAAGACCUGAAAUUAGAAGAGCAAUGGAAUUGGCAGAUGCUGCUUUGCAAAAAGAGAAGAGUGAGCGACUUAACCUGGCAGUGUGUGACAAACCUUCAGAGAGCGAGGAAGAAGACGAUGAGGAGAUGGAGGUCACUCUUUAUAAUUCUUGUUUCCAGAAGCAAUUAGAAAAACGGGAAGAGAGGAUGCUCAUGAUUUGUAGGACAGUUCUGUAUAUGUAGAUAGUUGCCUUUCUCUUUAUUGUUUUGGAACUGUAACAAGUAUGUGUCUGAACUCACAUGCAUGUCCACACUCACAUGUACACACACUAACUAGAGGUUUGGGAUCUUUUGGUAGAAUUAUAACAUGUCCAUUUUUGAAUAUGUGUUUGCCUCUGUUCCUGCCUAAAUAAAACUCCUAACACCCAAUACUUUUUGUUCUGGGCUGGCGAUCAUUACUACUACUACUACUACUACUACUACUACUACUACUACUGUUGUUAGUAGUAGUAGUAGUAAUCUGCCCUAUACUCAGAUCUCAGGGUGGUUCACAGCAUAACAAUCUCUUAAUUGCCAGACGGGCAGCCCAGUAAUUUUUAGAGGCAAGCAAAUAGCUUUACAUUCAGAUUCUCGAGGAACACAUUAAAAAAACAAAGCUUGGUUUAUCAUAUGAAAUGAAAAUGACAGAAUACAUAAAUGCUGUUUCAGACAGUAAAAUUACAAUUCAGGCAGGUAGCAAAUCCUACCACACACACACACCUUGUUCUAAAGAGUGGAAGAAUCCCUGCCUAUUCUCAAGCCUGCGGAAGUGAGCAUGACUAUUAUGCUAGCAAGACUCACACUAAUAGUAAGUUAAGAAAUGGAGAAGGUGGGGAGAAUACCUGUCCUUAGGCAUGUGUGUGUUCGUUCCUUGUGAGCGCAGAAUGAAGAUCCUUGGAGCUAGGAGAGCCGCUGCCUACAGAUUUUGGGGUUCCUUUAUACGCUUUUCUUUGUGGAGAAAGGAGGGGACUUUUCAGGUGGACAAUUCCUAUUGUUUCAGUUGCCUUUCCCUGAGAGUUCCUACCCAUUUCUCACUUCCCCCGUGUUGCAGAUUAAGAGUUUGAAAGACUCAUCCUAGUGGGCUGUGACUGAACUAGUUAUCUUGGUGUGUUCUCUGUCUUUAAGUUAUAAUAACAUUAUAGUGAUUGUCUCCAUCCAGGGCGUCAGUAGACUGUACUUGGGAAAUUUGCAUGUGCUAACCUUUAUGCAAAGUGUUAGGAGUUCAGGAUGUUGUCUGAAUGCCUUUCAGGGCAUGCUUUUGAUAAGGCUGGUACUUGGGUCAAGCAAGGCUCAAUGUGGGGAAUCUCGUAUUAUAUUUUAAGUUAUGUCACUCUUCUUACUAAUGCUAUGAUCUACAGUAAUAAACCACAGAAUAAGUUCAGAAUGACGCACAGCUAUUCACAGCAGCACUUUCUUCUGUGGUUAUGAGCCAACUUUCCCAGGGUAGAGCAUGGUACUCUGUAAGGAAAGCUUGGAGGAGAACACACCCCAUCCUUUAUGCUUGUCACUUAAUUCAAGGCUAUGCAAGUACAAGUUUAAUUUGCUGAAAUGGAUGACUUUCAGGUCGCCUCAGAGCGGAACAUAAAUUGGGAGUUGCCUGUAGGGGCUUUCCUUCACAAUUGAAAAAGAAACCUCUUGGUUGUCCUCCUCGUUCAGGAUCUUUAGAACUGACACCUGACUGCUGAAGAACUGUGUGUAGGCUUGAACAAAACGGAAGUAUUGGAGAUAACUUAUUCCAGCAUUUGAUGCAAUUGAGCCUAGCUACUGCUCUGCCAUAGAACUCCUAAUUGCAUACCCAUCGUUGCGCUAGUCCAAGUGGAGAGGUUGAAACCUCUCAUUCACCUAUCACAAAUCCGAUGAGCAGAGGGAGAUCACAUCCCCAUUGUUCACUGGUCAUGAUGGAGAAGUUGAAAUCUCAUAUCUGCCCGACAGCCUCACCUGCUGCUUAAUUUAAAGCAACAACGAGAAGAAGACAGCAGCCAAAUUGUUGGGUCCCCCAUCAGAAAGCUUGCCUUGUCAAAGUUGUAGCAUUAGCCUGUCUUUAAAGCAUCCGAUUUUUUAUACUACUUCUUUUUUGUCUUUGGCAGGUGAGCGAUGAGGGUGAUGAUUUUGGCACAUCUGAGGAAGUGAAACGUAGAAAAAGGCAAAUUGCAAGAAAGCAACAUGCUGAGAAAUCCAAAAAGAGAAAGAUCAUGGAUUCCGACAGUGAACGCGAGUAUUCAGACAUGGAGUUUAAACCUGAUGAAGCUAGCAGUGAUGAAAAUAGCGUUGGAGUUGCUGACAGUGAUGCUUCUGAAUCGGAGGCUGACCCAGGAAAGAAAGUAAAGCGUCCCAUUAAAGUCUCCCCUAAACCAGUGCUGGAAAAGGCAUCUAAACCUCCCCAGAAUAAUGUGUCUGUAACGCCCAGCAGAGAAACAAAUCUUUCUGCUGAGAUAAAGUAUAAGUUGUCAUCUUUUGCAGCUCCUGAAUGCUUUGAUUUUCAGCCAAGCAUUAACGGAGGAGGAACAGGAGCAGGAGCAGAUGGCAAUCCGACUUCAUGGGAACAUGAUAAAAUUGACUGGCUCCAGGAUGGUAAAAGGAAAGAUGCUCGUAGGAGACGGCAAAAUGAUCCAGAUUAUGAUCCAAAUACUCUGUUUGUGCCAGAGGACUACCUUAGAAACUGCACUCCGUUAAUGCGGAAGUGGUGGGAGAUGAAGAGCCAGAAUUUUGAUAGCGUGCUUUUCUAUAAAGUUGGGAAGUUCUAUGAGCUGUUCCACAUGGAUGCUGUUAUUGGUGUUAACAAGAUGGGCCUGUCGUUCAUGAAAGGCACUUUUGCUCACUCUGGUUUCCCAGAAAUAGCGUUUGACAGAUACUGCACUAUAUUAGUCCAGAAAGGUUACAAAGUGGUUCGUGUUGAGCAGAUUGAGACUCCUGAGAUGAUGGAAGCACGCUGUAGAGCCUUGGCCCACCCGACAAAAUACGACAGAGUUGUGCGCCGAGAAAUAUGUAGGGUUAUUUCCAAGGGGACACAAACCUAUGGUAUUCUAGAUAGUGACGAUUUGGACAGCCACAACAAAUACCUCCUCUGUGUGAAAGAAAAAGUUGACGAUUCUGCUGGCCUUCAGCGUACCUAUGGCGUAUGCUUUGUUGACACGACAGUGGGGAAGUUCUACCUGGGUCAGUUCUCGGAUGACCGCCAUUGCUCAAGGUUUAGAACUCUCUUGGCUCAUCAUAUUCCUGUGCAGAUACUUUUUGAGCGAGGGAACCCCUCUGCAGAAACACAGAAGAUAUUCAAAGGCUUACUCCCCUCUACUGCGCAAGAAGGUUUGAUUGCUGGGUCUCAGUUCUGGGAUGCAUCCAAAACACUGAAAACAUUGAUUGAAAAAGGCUACUUCCAGGACAAAGAAAAUCCAAGCGGUGAGCCCAUCCUGCCACCAGUAAUCAAAUCUAUGACUGCGGAAACUGACUCACUGGGACUUACCCCUGGGGAAAACGCUGAGCUUGCGCUCUCUGCUCUUGGCUGCUGUGUCUUCUACCUUAAAAAAUGCAUUAUUGACGAGGAACUCUUAUCAAUGGGGAAAUUUGAAGAAUACAUUCCUGUGGAUGUUGAUAUUGCAAAAGAACAAAACUUAAGCAGUCUCUUUGCUAAAACAAGCCAGAGGAUGGUGUUGGAUGGGGUCACCCUGGCAAACCUAGAAAUUCUGCAGAAUGCAACCACUGGGUCAGAAGAAGGCACAUUGCUGGAAAAUAUUGACACUUGUUGUACGCCCUUUGGAAGGAGACUCCUGAAACAGUGGCUCUGUGCACCGUUGUGUAAUCCUUCCACCAUCAAUAACCGCCUGGAUGCAGUUGAAGACCUCCUAGCUGAAGCUGCCAAAAUGUCAGAAAUCCGUGACCUUUUAAGGAAACUCCCAGACCUUGAAAGGCUUUUAAGCAAAAUUCACAGUAUUGGGUCAUCCCUUAAGAACCAGGACCACCCUGGCAACAGGGCUAUUUUAUAUGAGGAGGCCAGAUACAGCAAGAAGAAAAUUGUAGACUUUUUGUCCGCACUGGAAGGUUUUAAAAUAAUUAUGGAGAUUAUCUCAAUUUUGGAAGAUAUUGCUGAUGAUUUUACAUCCAAAACACUAAGGCAGAUAGCGAUGGUCAAAUCUAAGAAUCCAGAAGGCCGCUUUCCAGACAUUAAAGCAGAACUUGAAAGGUGGGAUGCAGCUUUCGAUCAUAACGUUGCACGAAAGACUGGUGUGGUUAACCCAAAAACUGGGUUUGACACUCAAUAUGAUAAAGCGCUAGAGGAUAUAAGCAACAUUGAGGAAGGCCUUCGUCAGUAUUUGGAAAAGCAACGCAAACGGCUUGGCAUUAAAGCUGUGAUGUAUUGGGGAGCAGGCAAAAACCGCUACCAGAUGGAGAUUGCGGAGGGUUCAGUGCCUGCAAACCUGCCUGAUGAUUAUGUGUUGAAAUCUACCAGAAAGGGCUUUAAGCGCUACUGGACUAAAGACCUGGAGAAAAUGCUGAACGAGAUCAUCAACGCUGAAGAACGGAGGGAUACGGCACAGAAAGACUGUAUGAAGAGGUUAUUCUACAACUUCGAUAAAAGCAGCGAAGACUGGCACACGGCAGUGGAAUGCAUUGCAGUUCUAGGUACGAAGACUUCUACCAUGGUAUAUUCAAGUUGAAAAUGUACUAUUAAUUUGUUAGCGUGUGGGCAGCUUGAAAGAGCUGGGGUUCCGUAAUAUGGAAUGUUGGCAUUUAAUCCCUUGCAAAGAAACCAGUGUGGAGUGCCACUGUGUAUAUUAGGAAUAUUAGCUGGGGGUGGGGGCUAAAUGUUAGUAUACAGAAAAGGAUUGUUUCCUUGCUUCUUGCGUAAGGAGUGACUCUUAGCAAAGGCAGUUGAUAGCUCCGUGCAGUGAUGAGCAUAAUGAUGCAUAAUCUUGUAACCUGUGUGAUUAUUAUUACAGUUGCAACAGCCGUCGCUGCACUUGCUCGGGGAGAAACUCUAUGCACCUCAUAUCUCUUCAGACUGAUGAGAAGGGUGUGUGUCCUGUCCUGGCAUCCAAUGAAAUGUGUGCAUGUCUAAGGAGGCAUUUUCAGUAGAGGAGAGACUGAGCCAGGGCAGACAGGAACUGAGCAGGAAAAGCAAACAGCCUCUUGUGCAUUUGGGGGGGAAUAUAUACCGAGAGCUUCAGUGAGUGCCAUAGGAGGAGAUGCUAGUUGGGUAUGCUAGUACCUGUGGGUGCCACACUGGCGUCCUCUGUCGUAUCUUAUGAGGUGGGCUGUGUCCCACAAAAGAUGAUGUGGUAUUGUUUUUCAGAGCAAGCCUGCUUUAAGCAAGAGUACUUGCAAUCUAAAUCUGUAGGUAAGGAGUCAGCCUGAGUUCUAGAGAAGCUGAGAGCUCAGCAAAGAGAUAGCUUCAAAACUGGGAAAGUACCAUAUUUUUCCUUGUACAAGAUAACCCUUAACUAUUUUGAACCCAAAAUUAAGAAAACAAAACCCUAAAAUAGAUGGGUGGCGGUGGAAGCCAAGAAAGGUGGGGGUUUGAAGGGGGGGGGGUGGAAAGGAUACUCUCCAGUGGUUGUGCUGGCGGGGAGGAAAGGGACAACAUCAGGAGGGACUGCCAAAAUCCUGGAAAAAACCUUGUCUUAAACAUGGAAAAAUAGGGUAUUCCCAGGCUUUCUGUUUAAGAUUGCCAUCACCUUCUGCUCUUUUUUGUAUAGUUUCAGUCUGAUCUAAUUGAUGGAAACACUAUCCCUCAAUCAUUUUAAAAUUAAACAAAUUUCAGACUUCCAUCUUAUUUAUACUUUCCUAAUAAUUGUGCAUUAAUUGAAAUUUCUGUGUUGGAUGUUAGCAGUACGUAGUGCAGUAAAAGCUUCUUGUUUGGUGGAGAAGAUGGUGAAAGUUUUGUGACUGAAGUAUGUUGAGUUGAAAUAAACGACAGACGAAUGACAAGUGUCAUAUGGGAGGCAUCUGCCGAGCAUGUCUCGGAGAGUCCCUUUUAUUGAAUAUUACAGCAUUGCCACAUAUGUGCUUGUUGCUGAUUGGUUAACACAAAUACAAUGCAAGGGCAUUAAUCAUCAAUAGAUUAAAGGUUGGGAAAGGGAACACAUUGUUAGACAGGUAUGAAAACCUCCUUAUUAAACUGUUACUAGUGAUUGAUAUUGCAGAACUUUAAAGAACAUAACAAUCGCAUUCCGUAGAUGUGGUCAACCAUGCAUUAAGAACAGGUCAGGGUACGAUGUUUCAUGAACUCAAUGUGAACUGAACAUUCUAGGGUGGAUGAGGAAGGAAUGCUUCAGCUCAGAGCGGUUUGCCAAACUCAUGUGCAGAAGCAGAACUUCCCAUCAGAAGUACUUGGAAGUAACUGAUACUUUAGUCACUUGUGAUAUAGCCCAGUGCUCUGAAGAAGGAAUGCAGGAAACGGGAAAACUGACUGGGAUUUUCUCCCCCCCCCCCCCCAAUAGAUGUCCUAAUGUGCUUUGCACACUAUAGCCAGGGAUGUGAUGGACCGUUGUGCCGACCUGUAAUUGUGCUUCCGGAGAACAACACGCUGCCCUUUUUGGAACUGAAGCAUUCCCGCCACCCCUGCAUUACAAGAACCUCAUUGGACGAUGACUUCAUCCCUAACGAUAUCCUCAUAGGUGUACAGGAUGAAAAGGCAAAUUCGGAGAGCAGGACUUGCUGUGUUCUAGUGACUGGUCCAAACAUGGGAGGAAAGUCCACACUCCUGAGACAGGUGAUCAUAGAACAAGACACUUGGAAGCAUGGUUUAUCUGUGUAAUUCCCCUCUUUCUUCCUAUUUUUACAGGCUAACUACCCCAUUGGGAUUGGUUAAGGGGUUUCUUCCCCCAGUCAGUGCAUGUUCUAUGCUUUCAUUUGCAACAUGCAGGCUAGGUAUAGGGCAGUAUACAACUAUUAUUAUUGUAAUAGAUAGAUAGAUAGAUAGAGUUCCCAUUGCAAUCUGGAUUGUGUGAGAAGACUGGAGAGGGGCUGAAAGUUGGGUCGGGUAGGAAGUUGGGGACUUUGGGACUCAAGACAUGUACUGUAUAAAUACAUUGACAUGUAUAAAUACAUAUGAAUUCCUGUAGGAAAAUAACAUGCGCAGGACAAAUCGUCCAAAUGCUUUUAGCAAAGUAGCAUUCAUUUAAAACGAGGCUAAACCCAAUGUUAGUAACAUUCCUGCUUACCUAGAUCCUACUGUUGAAAUAAUUAGGCAAUUGUACUUUGUUCAGUUUUCUUUCAUCACCUGUUUGAUGUGGAAGUGCAUAGUAUGUAGAACAGCAGGAUUCUGUUGGGGAGGGGGGAAAGAUGUGCACUUUCCAUACGUUCAGUGUUUUUAAUACCCUAGAUUGCCCAAUCACAAGAGCUGUUGGCUGGAAGGCUACUCCUUGCCUAAAUGUUUGCUCUUACAGAAUGAGAAUCGGAUCAUAACGGAGCAUUGUGAGAGCACAAGUAGGAAGCGUUUGUAACCAAGAUGGCAAAACAGCACAAUUGCUUCCUGUCUUUCCUCUCUAAAACCAAGGGAACCAGUCGAACAUACAGUGGUACCUCGGAAGUCGAACGGAAUCCUUUCCGGGAGUCUGUUCGACUUCCAAAUCGUUCGGAAACCAAAGCUUGGCUUCCGACUGGAGGCUGCGGAAGCUCCAUCGGACGUUUGGAUUCCAAAGAACGUUUGCAAACCGGAACACUCACUUCCGGGAUCGCGGUGUUUGGAAACCAAAAUGUCUGAGUACCAAGGCACUUGGGAUCCAAGGUACAAUUGUAUUUCCAAAAUUUAAUUUUUCCAGAAUUCCAUUAUCUGUUCAACUGAUUUCCAUUUCCACAGCAGCAUUGGGGUGCUUAAGUAUGUUUAAAUCCAUGCUGACUGAUAUCCAUUAGGGCUCUGUCGAGCUGUACAGAAACUCUAAAAUAAGAUGGAAUAAUUCAGCAUUAAACAUCAGGUUGGUGUGGCAUGCUCUACUGCCAACUUUUAUUUGUCGGAAUAGAUGCAGGUUUUAAGGUGUCAAUUUGUACUGGGCAGUCCAAAUGCAGACAACUUCAUUUUGGUGGAAAUAGCAUUGGAGGAGGUAAUGAACUGAAGUAUCUCUUCCUUAGCAGCAGGACAAGCAGGUGAAGCAAGUUCUCUAAUACCUAUUGGUUUUAUUGCUUUGCAGACUGGCCUUGUGGUGAUCAUGGCCCAGUUGGGAUGCUUUGUACCUGCCGAGUCUUGCAGGCUUACUCCUGUCGACAGAAUAUUCACCAGACUAGGGGCUUCAGAUAGAAUUAUGUCAGGUGAGUUCUGUCAGUUUUGGGGUUUCCGAGAAAAAAUUGCUAAAGCAAAACAGGCGACAUGGAACUUUUUGUAAAGGGAAGGAGGUGUGCCCACCUCAAAAUACUUGUACAAUGGUACCUCGGGUUACAGACGCUUCAGGUUACAGACUCCACCUUCCCAGAAAUGGUACCUCGGGUUAAGAACUUUGCUUCAGGAUGAGAACAGAAAUUGCGUGGCGGCGGCACAGCAGCAGCAGGAGGCCCCAUUAGCUAAAGUGGUAUCUCAGGUUAAGAACAGUUUCAGGUUAAGAACGGACCUCCAGAACGAAUUAAGUCCUUAACCUGAGAUACCACUGUAUAUGAAAAUAGUUAUACGGUGACAAGCACUAGAAAUACUUAUGGGGAGGGUGGGAAUGGUCUGGCCUCUAGACUCCUCUCUCCUGCCUAUCCAUACUUACUUAAGACAGAUGUACCCUGAGGGAAGGAAGAAGUGAGGAAGCCCAGACCAAGGAGCCCAUGACCACCAGUUCUUGAAGGGACCAUCAGUAGCCUAAGAGACCUGGCAGUUCUGACCCCUCCCCCCCCGUAGCCCCUUAAGACCCAUGUGCCCUGAGGGAAAGCAGCAGAGAAGAAGCCUGGGACAGGGGGUUUGUGCCAGCAGGUGCUGAAGCUGGCCUGAGAAAGAACCGCUUGGUUCCUACCCGAAACACUAGUUCUGGGUUACGGCAGCAAGGACAUCAGUGAGGGACAUGCCGAAGGUUCCUUAACUAGGGUGGGGAAGGAACUGUUCCUUACAGACGAAGGAACAUUUGAAGGGCUCAGCUACCAAAAGCAGCUUCCACUGAGGCAAAGACAUUGUUUUCAUAUUGCUGAGUGAAUGAACUGGGCGGAGCUCAAGUAGGCCACUUCACAGACUUCCUCUCGGAGUUAAAGUUAGGUUUUUAAGGCUGCAAUCCUGUGCACUUAUUUAGGAGUAAACCCAGAUUAAAUUCAGCAGGGCUUGCUCCUGAGUAGACAAUGCACAAGAUGGUGCUGCAAGGGUAACAGCCAUAAUAUCAAUCCGUGAUGCAAUGGCUUGAAAGCUUAGUUUAGAUAUGGGAAGCCCAGGUUCAAGUCUCCCCCUUUUGAAAGCUCCCUGAGUCGUCUUGGGCCUGGUCUGAAGGCAUGAGUCCACCACCUCACUGGAAGUUAAGCAGACCUGGUCAGUAUCUGAAACGGAUCCUUCCUGGGAAUCACAUGCAUGGCACCUUGGUUUCACGACGAAAGGUGGCGUAUAAAUGCAAGAAUAUACAAAUUGACAGACUGCGAUGCCACACGUUUAGCUGCUGCCAAAAUGCAUGCAGUUCUUCCUGCCUCUGCUCUCAUCAUCAUCACUCCUGCUCCACACUUCCGUGGAGGCUCCUUGCGUGAUUUAGAAACCUGCAGUGACCAGGAUGUUUUUUUUCCCUCCACCAGGGGAAAGUACAUUCUUUGUUGAGCUGAGUGAGACUUCCAGCAUACUACGACAUGCAACAGAGCACUCUCUCGUUCUUAUGGAUGAACUAGGUAUGUAAUAACUUUUGCAAUAUCUGUCUCUUUUUUAAAAGACUUGUUUUGUGCCCACUUACAGGUAUGUCAAGUUAACAGCCCGAUUGGCAGGCUACAGCUGCCUGUACUCAGCCUGUGUCACUGCACAAAUUCCCGACUUAAACACUGUGUUGCAGAGCAAGAGCUUGGUUGCGUGACCAUGUAUGUACCAGUGCCAUUUAAAGCAAGCCCUCAGCAACUAUGCCUGCAGCUAUCGUGCCAGCACAGCUCUUGCCUGGGCUAUAGAUGCUAGGUGUGCUAACAGGGCAUAUGAAACAGCUGAGAGCCCAAUUUAAACAAGGCACUGGAUGCUGGCAACACCAUAUGGGAAGUUCUUGCCCACACGAAUCUUGUUUUUAAUUGGACCCAAGUUUCUUCUCGUUCUGGAAUGUGCCUGGGUCGGUCACAGUGACUUUGCUUAAGCAAGCUAAAGUGCACAAUUACAGACAUCUUGCUUCCACCCCAACAUCUUGACAAUCCCAUUUAGCAUCAUGCAAGAGAGAGCAGUCAACUAGUACUCGAACCAGUCUGCCCAAUAAUCUCAUUUGAUGUCUGGAUGGCUGGGAACAGUGUGUGUUGUGCCACCCUUCAUUUGGAAUCAAUCUAUUUUAGUAGCAGGCAAAGACCAUUUUAUUCAAGGCCUUCUAGUUUGCUUGAGAUUCUCUGUCAGUGUUUUUAUUGUUUUUGAAGAAACUUGCCUAGUUGUUUUUUACCCAUGCCACUCAUGUGCACUAGAAAGGGUAUUAUUUGAAUGUUGCCACUUUCUCCCAUACACCAUCUUAAGCCAUCUGUGACUGCAGCUGGUGAGAGUCUUAACAGACUUUUAGAAAUUUUCCUGCCCCUUGCAUUUUUUUUUAACCUGAUCAAAAGUUUUGGAGAACUCAAAAGCUUGCUUUUGUAACAAUCUUGUUUGCCUAAGGAUACCGUCCUGAUACAGAUUUUGGAAUAAAUAUUUUUAUCAGACUAAAUCAUUGCUUGUUAAACAAAAUAUCUCACAGCAAGCUUGCUUGAAUUUCCCAAAUAACUUCGCCCAAUUCUAGUUCUGAUUGUUGAGCCAAGGCUGCAGUUUAUAUACAUACAAUGGCAUUAUCACACAAGAAACCUCCCAUUAUGGCAGAGGUCCUAUUAUUCAAGUUGUGGAAGUUCUGUUCUUUUUAUAAAAGGGGUCUUGUUUAGGGUCUCACCUGCAUGUGAUGGUGAAGACAGGAUGGCUGAGCUACUUAGUCAUCCUGCUUUAAAAGUGGUUCAAAUUCUCAGUAUGCUGUUGGUUGUUUUAGUUGUUUGGAGUUUUUUGGGAAAGAAGGGAAAAGAUCCAGCCUAGUGCAAGGUUCAAAAUGUAUUUCAGCUGCUCUGGCAAUGCCUUGGAGUUUUAAACACAGCUUUCUUUACUUUCCAGGUCGAGGUACAGCUACCUUUGAUGGAACUGCUAUUGCUAGUGCAGUUGUCAAAGAACUUUCAGAGAACAUCAAAUGCCGCACCAUGUUUUCAACACAUUACCAUUCUUUAGUAGAGGAUUAUUCUCACACCCCUUCUGUGCGGUUGGGACACAUGGUAUGUAACACUUCCUUUCCCUUCAAAAGUGGUCUCGCCUGCAGAGGGCUUACGGGCUGGAACUCCCUUUCUUCAACACAGCUGGUAAACAAAGUAGACCAUUAAAGGCCUAGAUGAGCUGGUAGGAUUUGAAACAAGGGCCAUUGAUCCACUUUCCUUUGUGCUGUUUUUUCUUUUCAGGCAUGUAUGGUGGAAAAUGAGACUGACGAUCCUAGCCAAGAAACAAUUACAUUUCUCUACAAAUUCAUCAAAGGUGCUUGCCCUAAAAGCUAUGGCUUUAAUGCAGCAAGGCUUGCUAACAUUCCCGAAGAAGUUAUUCAGAAAGCUCAAGAAAAGGCAAAAGAGUUUGAGGCAACUACCCUCUCACUACGAUUGUUCAGGUAAGAUUUUUCACCAUGUACUUAGCUUGCAGGGCGGAGUGAUCCUUAAACUGGUGGCUUGCUGCAUGCUGCAGGAGAUGCGUUUAAACUAGCUUGCUGUGGAGUUGAUGUGACUGCACAGCACUGUUAUAUACUGUAUUGAGCCUAGCCGGAAGAGCAAGCAGUGUCUGAACAAGUACAUUAAGCUUGGUAUUAUUUCCUUCUAUUCUUUCCCCUAGUUUUAAACAUGCAUAUGUUGAUUGUGUGUUUUCCCAGGAAACAGUGCCAGAUAGCUGAAGGAGCUCCACUAGCCAGAGAUGAGCUUGACAAGCUAGCCGUGCUUCCUGUGUGAGACAACCUGUAAUAAGUUUCUACAGCAGUUUUUGAAGGCAUUAUGCAAACAACAGUGAUCUAAUAAACUUUAUUUUUUAAAAAUGACCAUUUUCCAUUGUAUUUCCUAGGAAAUUAAACCCUUUUAAUUCUUAGCUACCCCUCUACAUAAUGGUUAUUGAAUACUCCACAAUAUAUUAAGUCUAGAUGUUAUGGUACAUGCAUACACUUUCAGGCUGUUGAUUACCCACUGUCACCAAUACACAUAAAUGGAAAAAAAGCUAUGAAACUGUAUAGGGCUGUCUAUAUACUUUUGUCUCAUCUUCAUUAGAGGAGGAAAUUGCAAUUUUCAGCAGUUCAUAAGAGUUAAUGUCCAAGACUGUUCAAUAAAACUGUGAACAGAGUAAAUACAGGAUUGUUUUGAGGAGAUGUUCUUACAACAGUGUACUUUAAAACAUAGUAAAACCUCUUAACUGCAAACUGUCGCCUGCAUACUU